This is a messenger RNA of Conger conger (European conger), 2267 nucleotides long. RefSeq names its product GPN-loop GTPase 1 (gene gpn1). The coding region runs from base 443 to 1648 and encodes 401 amino acids. Gene Ontology annotation, molecular function: ATP hydrolysis activity; GTPase activity. The record is from RefSeq and is a predicted model, not a curated record. Lineage: Eukaryota; Metazoa; Chordata; Actinopteri; Anguilliformes; Congridae. The transcript is spliced from 14 exons.
CUAUCCUUGUCUCGGAAUGCGUCAUUCCCAGUGUGAUCUCCUGAAUCGCAAUUUCCCAGAUAAAGUAAUUUUAUAGCUUUCAGAUCGGCUGCUCAAGGGCUCGAUGAGCUUUGCAGGCGGCUCGAAUGACUGGUGAAUGGCGCACAUUUGCAGCCUGGCAAUAAUGUGGCCAUUUUGACAGAAAUUGUGACGCAUUAUCUGCAGUUGCGUUGUGUAACUCAAUUACCGUCUUCGUAUUUCCCAGAACCAAUUGAAGUCAUUAAUUUCAGGAAGAUGGAAACGCGUUGCGUUUGCUGCCACACGGUUUUGAUUCAGAACUUUUCCUAACUUAAUUUCCUGAAGCUGGACAUUUGCUUGACCCGUGAGCUGGACAUGCGCCUGGAAUAAACUUUACGACGUCAACUUCAUUUUCGGCAGUGGCUUUUGUUGCAACAAAACAAGCAUGGCGGCUGCACCGGGUAGCUCAAGAGAAGCAGAUGUUUUGGGGUAUAAUUCUCGAAGAAAGGAUGGCGGAGGGGGUGAUGCCAGUGCAGCGCCAGAGUCCUCGACAGGAAAGAGUUCUGACCAGAAGCCUGUGUGCCUGAUCGUCCUUGGUAUGGCGGGAUCUGGAAAAACGACUUUUGUACAGCGUCUCACGGCUCACCUUCACGCGAAGAAAAACCCCCCAUAUGUGAUUAAUCUAGACCCCGCAGUUCACGAGGUCCCCUUUCCUGCUAAUAUCGAUAUCCGUGACACUGUCAACUACAAAGAAGUAAUGAAACAGUAUGGCCUCGGCCCAAAUGGUGGUAUUGUUACCUCACUAAAUCUCUUUGCAACGCGGUUUGAUCAGGUCAUGAAGUUUAUUGAGAAAAAACAGAAUCAUCACCAGUAUGUGCUCAUAGACACACCCGGGCAGAUUGAAGUCUUCACCUGGUCAGCUUCUGGAACCAUCAUCACAGAAGCUCUGGCCUCCUCUUUCCCCUGCGUGGUGGUGUACGUGAUGGAUACGUCCCGCAGCGUCAACCCCGUUACAUUCAUGUCCAACAUGCUUUACGCCUGCAGUAUUCUUUAUAAGACCAAGCUGCCCUUCAUCGUGGUCAUGAAUAAGACAGACAUAAUCGAUCACAGCUUUGCGGUGGAGUGGAUGCAAGACUUUGAGGUCUUCCAAGAUGCACUGAACCAAGAGACAUCCUAUGUCAGCAACCUGACCCGGUCCAUGAGCCUGGUUCUGGAUGAAUUCUACAAUAACCUGCGGGUGGUGGGUGUGUCCGCUGUCACAGGAACCGGGCUGGACGAGUUGUUUCAGCAGGUUUCCGAAGCUGCGAAGGAGUACGAGACGGAAUACCGUCCAGAAUACGAGAGACUUCACAGAGAGCUGACUGCAGCUCAGAGUAAGAAACAGCAGGAGCAGCUGGAUCGCUUGAGGAAGGACAUGGGCGAGGUUUCCAUGGAAACCUCUGCGCCCGUAGAAGCGUCGGACCUCACGGGCCCCAGUGACCUAAUUUUCACACGAGGGAACCCUGACCAGGAGGAAGAGGAGACGGUCGAGAGCGACACGGACGACAUCGACCACAACGUCACGGAGGAGAGCAAGGAGGCGACGGCAUUCGGAAACUUUCUGAAGGAGAGGAAAGCGGUGAUGGAGGUGCGCAGUAGGAAGCAUCAGUGACACCCAGACUCCUGACCUUGGCUAGGAGAUGGUCAGUUACGACCCCCUCUGCCUGCACCAACGGUCCCUGUGCCAGUCCUUGCGGUGGGAUGCUGGUUGGGAAGAAUGGUUGAGGGAUUGGCUGGAAACGGCGCGGUUUAAUGUUUCCCGCUCUUCUCUGUGCAUAUUUAGUUGAUGCUACCUCCUGCACAUGGGACACUGUGACUAUAAAAUGGCCGCUUCGAGUGUCGUAGCGAGUGGGUGAGCUCCUGUGCCGUAAAGUUAUUACCGGGGAAAAUGUCAUUGUUUCUCAAUUUGAAGGAGCAACCCUGUUGCUUUUCUGUCGACUUCAAUUUCACAAAUGUACCGUAUAUUGCAAAAAUCAAUAAAUAAAAUACUUUUUUUAUAAGGACAGUCUGGGAAAAAGUUGUUGCUUGCAGCCGAUGCACGUCUGAAAAUUCAUAAAGCCAUUAUUUUUGUUUUUCCAAUGUAUUCUUUUAUUGAAAAGCAUACAUGCUUGUGCUGUUGUAACUGUAUACUCACUCACUAUUGAAGCUUGUCUGUAUGAUCCCGAGAAGUGAGAUUCAUUUUCUUGGCUGUCUUCAUAAAGAUUUUUAUAAAAGUUUUCGACAUGCACAAA